This is a messenger RNA of Caenorhabditis remanei, 627 nucleotides long. RefSeq lists its product as uncharacterized. The coding region runs from base 1 to 627 and encodes 208 amino acids. The transcript has 3 exons. Lineage: Eukaryota; Metazoa; Nematoda; Chromadorea; Rhabditida; Rhabditidae. The record is from RefSeq and is a predicted model, not a curated record.
AUGAUUUCUAAAUUCGCAGCUGCUCUUCUUCUUUUGGCUAUCGCCGCUGAGGCCAAGCCAUGUUUCGGAAGAUGUGGAGGACGACCACCACCACCAUGUGGACUCCCACCAUUCCUUGAGGAUCUUCCAUCUGAUGCUCAAGAGAAGAUCAAUGAGAUCUGGAAGGACUAUAAGGAGGGAGAUAAGUGUUACGAGGAGCAAGGAUUGACUCGUGAAGUGAUGGAAUCUCUUCCAAAAGACGUUCGAAAGAGCAUCCAUAAGAGACCACCACUUCCAUUCCUCCGUGGACUUCCAAAGGAUAUUCUCGCCAAGUUCGACGCCAUUUUCAAGGAUAAAUCUAUUCCAUUCUCCCAAAAACCAGAGAAAAUUGAUGCUCUUGCUCAGGAAUUGCUCACUGGAGAUAACUUGAAGAAGUUCCAAGAAUUCAAGGAGAAGAAGGAGAAGGAAGAUAAGGAAUACAAGGAGAAGGAAGCCAAGCUCUCCCCAGCUGCCAAGGAAGCUUACGAGAAACUCGAAGCUCUCGGAAAACAAAAGUGGGCCAUCAUCGAAGAUCUCGAUGAAGACGUCAAGGAUGAGCUUUUCGAUUUGUGGAAGAGCCGUCCACAUGGACCACCAAGACAUCAUUAA